CUUUGUUUCGAGCUGAUUAUUUCAAAACCUCUAAGGCUAGAAGGUAUAUUCAAGGAUCUCCAGUUCAUACUUGAUCUUGAAUCCGGGAAAUAGUAGGCUCUUGCAUGGAUUCCCCUUCAAAAUCAGUUGUUGAUAUGAUUGAAGCUUCAUCUGGGGUACACUUCUCUGGAUUCCACCUGGAUGCGCAGGACUCAAGUAAAAAAUUGGAGGUUGAGCAACCAACAUCUUCCCUUAAACAUGCACAGAAGCAGCCUUUUGUCAUCGGAGUUGCUGGAGGUGCAGCAUCUGGAAAGACAUCAGUGUGUGAUAGGAUUAUUGAUCAGCUUCAUGAUCAACGCGUAGUGCUUGUUAACCAGGACUCCUUUUAUCACAAUUUGACCCCAUAUGAACUUACCAGAAUUCACGAGUACAACUUUGACCAUCCUGAUGCAUUCGACACAGAGCAAUUAUUAGGUGCUAUGGAGAAAUUGAAGCACGGGCAAGCAGUAGAUAUUCCAAAGUAUGAUCCCAAAAGUUACAAAAGCACUGUAUUUCCAGCUCGCAGGGUAAACCCUGCAGAUGUGAUCAUCUUAGAAGGCAUAUUGAUUUUCCAAGAUCCUUUUGUUCGUGAACUGAUGAAUAUGAAAAUAUUUGUUGACACAGAUCCUGAUGUACGUUUGGCCAGGAGAAUAAGGCGUGAUACAGUUGAGAAGUGUCGAGAUCUUAACAUGGUUCUUGAUCAGUAUUCAAAAUAUGUGAAGCCUGCUUUUGACGACUUUAUUCUUCCAUCAAAGAAGUAUGCUGAUAUUAUCCUUCCUCGAGGAGGAGACAACCAUGUAGCAAUUGACCUGAUUGUCCAACACAUUCGUACAAAAUUGGGUCAACACGAUCUGUGUAAAAUAUAUCCAAAUCUUUAUGUCAUUCAGUCAACUUUUCAGAUACGGGGUAUGCACACACUAAUCCGUGAUGCUGAGAUAACAAAGCAUGAUUUUGUUUUCUAUUCUGAUAGGCUGAUUCGUUUGGUUGUUGAACAUGGUCUUGGACAUCUACCCUUUACGGAGAAGCAGGUUAUUACUCCAACAGGGUGUGUGUACAGUGGUGUGGAUUUUUCUAAGCGGUUAUGUGGCGUAUCAGUAAUUAGAAGUGGUGAAAGUAUGGAAAAUGCUUUGAGAGCGUGUUGUAAAGGUAUUAAGAUAGGAAAGAUUCUUAUUCACAGAGAAGGUGGUGACAAUGGACAACAGCAGCUGAUAUAUGAAAAACUCCCCAAGGACAUCUCUGAUAGGCAGGUGCUCUUGCUAGAUCCUAUCCUCGGCACAGGAAAUUCAGCAGUUGAAGCUAUAUCUUUGUUGAUAAAGAAAGGAGUACCUGAGUCCAACAUCAUAUUCCUUAAUCUCAUCUCAGCACCUCAAGGAGUACAUGUGGUUUGUGAGCGUUUUCCCAGAAUAAAGAUAGUCACUUCCGAAAUUGAAAUUGGCCUCAACAAAGAUUUCCGUGUUAUUCCUGGAAUGGGGGAAUUUGGGGACCGAUACUUUGGGACGGAUGAUGAAUGAUCGAUCACCAACACACUGCCUGCCCCCCCUUCUAUCCUCUCCUCUCCUGGUAAUUACUAAGUAAUUAGGAUGGAUGAUCCAGAGUGGAUCUAUAAUAAUGUAAUUUCAUGGAUAAUUAUAAUAAUAAUAAUAAUAAUGUAAUUUCAUGAAAUCACUUGUGUAUAUAUA
Molecule: messenger RNA, 1697 nt
Organism: Impatiens glandulifera
Lineage: Eukaryota; Viridiplantae; Streptophyta; Magnoliopsida; Ericales; Balsaminaceae
Product: uridine kinase-like protein 3
Exons: 15
Coding region: 105-1529 (474 amino acids)
Cellular component (GO): cytoplasm
Molecular function (GO): ATP binding; kinase activity
Source: RefSeq, a predicted model, not a curated record